Messenger RNA from Anolis carolinensis (green anole), 6861 nucleotides. It is a transcript of the gene cnp, whose product is annotated as 2',3'-cyclic nucleotide 3' phosphodiesterase. The coding region runs from base 152 to 1420 and encodes 422 amino acids. Gene Ontology annotation, molecular function: 2',3'-cyclic-nucleotide 3'-phosphodiesterase activity. Gene Ontology annotation, cellular component: membrane; cytoplasm. NCBI's taxonomy places the organism in Eukaryota, Metazoa, Chordata, Lepidosauria, Squamata, Anolidae. The transcript has 4 exons. The record is from RefSeq and is a predicted model, not a curated record. Gene Ontology annotation, biological process: cyclic nucleotide catabolic process.
UCCUCCUCCCUCCCCUCUGGGCAUAUGAAAAGCGGAUGCAGCCCAUCGUCCUCCCUCCAAGCGCACACGGUCCCUCCUGCCAUCUGUUCCUCCCUCUCGAGGCCUCGAUCCCGCUGCAUCCGCGCCUCCUCCUGCGGUUGGUGGCGCUGCCAUGAACAAAGGCUUUGCCCGGAAGAGCCACGCAUUUCUGCCCAAGAUAUUUAAGAAAAUGUCUUCCCAGCCCAAAGAACGCUCUGAAGGUUUGCAGUUCCCCUUCCUGGAUGAUGAUGACACGAUUGACACCAUCCGGGAGUCCAAAACAGUCAUUAUUCUCCGGGGUCUUCCGGGCAGUGGGAAGUCCACCUUGGCACAGGCCAUCCAAGACAAGUACAAAGAUGCUUGCAGAAUCGUCUCCGUUGACAAGUACAAAAUCCAGCCAGCCAUCCGGAGCGCCAUUCCUGAUGAUUACGGCAAGGUGGACGAGGAUCUAAAUGCCUAUUGCAAGCGUGACGUCACUGUGGUGGUGGUGGAUGACACUCAUCAUGAGCGGGAACGGCUAGAUCAGCUCUUCGACAUUGCUGACAAGUACCGCUAUGAAGUCAUCAUUGCGGAGCCCAAGACGGCGUGGAAAUUGGAUUGCUUGCAGCUCAAGGAUAAGAAUCAGUGGAAACUUACAGUGGAUGAUCUAAAGAAGCUGAAGCCCAGCUUAGAAAAGGACUUCCUUCCUUUGUAUUAUGGAUGGUUUUUGAGUAAACGGAGCUCGGAGAACUUGCGGAAGACCGGGCAGGCAUUUUUGGAUGAGCUUGCCAAUUCCAAAGUCUUCAAAAAGGAGGCCAAUAAGCACUUUGGACAAGCCACUGAAGACCCCAAAGUGAAAAUUGACUUGACUGGCUACUUUGCAAAAAGGCCACCGAGUGUCUUGCACUGUACCACAAAAUUCACUGACUUUGGAAAGGCCCCAGGGGCAGAUGACUACGCACAACAGGAGAUUGUAAAGUCCUCUUAUGGAAAAUCCUUCUUCCUGACCACCACUGCUCUCUUCAUCACCCCAAGAACUGUUGGGGCCCGCGUGGAACUGAAUGAGCAGCAGUUGGCUCUAUGGCCGAGCGACGUGGAUGUGCUCCCGCCAGCGGUCAGCUUUCCCAAAGGCAGUCGGGCCCACAUCACCCUGGGCUGUGCCAGCGGGAUAGAAGCUGUCCAGACCGGCCUGGACCUCCUUGAAUUUGCCAAGCUGGAGAAGGCAGGGAACAAAGGCGAGGAGGUUGGGGAGAUUGGGGGUGGGAAACUUUUGUCAUACGGGAAUGGCCUGUGGAUGCUUGUGUUCUCCAAAAAGAUUGAAGUGAGGGCCAUCUUUUCCGGCUACUACGGAAAGGGGAAACUGGUGCCAACUCAAGGGGGGAGCAAGCGGGGGUCACCCCUUAAUGCCUGCGUCAUCAUCUAAAGGCAGCCUCCUCUGGUUCUACAGCCCUGUGUAACCUUUUGUAAGAACACACACACACACACACAUUAUCCUCCCAUUCAAUAAAUUCACGCACAGCCCCAUUUCACCAAGAUAUUUCUCCCCUGCUCCUUAUCAUUUGAGAAAGAAGCCAGACACGUUUUGAUGCAUAUAAACUAAGAUUAAUUGGGAUACUUAAGCACCUUUUUCUAGUGUAUAGAAACAGUGCAUGUCCUAAGGCCUUAAUAUUGCUGGUGCUCACUAAAUCCACACGACCCAUUGCCAUUAUAAUGUUGCACCUGGUAGAUUAAAUUACAGUUUCAGGAAUGGGGGGUAUGCACACAAAGGAGAAUUUCUUUCUCCCUUGUAGUCCUCUAAAAACAAAAAAGAAAGCCAGCAUAGCUAGGAAUAAAACAAGGCGAGGAUUUUGCUUCCCAUUCUUCCUGGUUUUUCUGUUUUCACAAACGAGGGAUUAUUCACAAAUGCCAUGUGCCAUCUCUAUCCUGAAAUGGUGCCAUCUUUUCUCUUGAUGCAGUGACUCUACCAACUCAUUCUGUUGCAAAGGAAAAGCUAGAGCAGUGUUGAGCAUGUACUUUUGGUCCAGGGGCCAGUUUUUACUUACAUUGGCCCACCUGGGGUCUCGGCCACAUUUGGGUAUAGGCCAAGACCUGGGGAGGACUGCAUCUCGUUUAAAAAGAGAACUUUUGGAACUAUCCAGGAGAAGCCAUUCAUUUCCAAGUUGAAUUUUUUUUGAGUGGGCGGGGAGAUUGCUUUAUAGAGCAAAGUUUCUGAAUCUUUGAUUCUACAUCUACUUUGUACUUCAAGUUUCAGAAGACUGCCAGCAGGUCCAAUGGUUUGGGAUUCUGGGAACUGAAGUCCAAAAUAUCUUAAAGAUCAAAGGUUGAGAACCACUGCAAGAGGGUGAUGGAAUUCCCUGCUUGAAAUACAAUUUUGGGGAAACAGAUGCUUUCCUUGCCCCACGUUAUAGCAAAAUGCAUCACAUGUCUAAGAAGCGGACUUAAGAUACUCCAGAUUGAGGUACUAGCUCACUCGCAUGUUUCUUUCACAGUACACAAUUAUUGGACUGUGAUUCCACUUUAAUUGCCAUGGCUGCACCCUGAGAUUUGUGUUUGAGUGAAGCACAGAAAUUCUCUGGCUGAUGCUCUAAGUACCCUUCCCUAAACUUCAAAUCUCAGGAUUCUGUUGGAUAGAACCAUGUCAGUUAAAGUGGAUGGAUGCAAAGCACCUCUCUUCUUCAUCAUUAAAAACCAGAUUUACCUCAUCUCUAAUAAUCCUGCUUUAGUGAUCUUCCACCCUCUCUUGCUGAAAUUGCCCUCUUUAGUUUUUUUAGUGGAUAAGACUAUGCAAGUCCUUGAUCAAAAACAAUUUACAUUAUCAAAGCAAGUCAUUGGCAGAGAGUGCUUGCAAAUGGGAGAUUUUGGGUUCCAUAGAUAGUGUUGGGAUUCUUGCUAGUGACAUAUGAGUGUCUGUGGCCUGUGUAUAUGUACUUUUUUUAUAGAGUGAAAGGUGUCGUUUUGUAGCCCUUUGUGCAGCAUCCGAAACAUACAUGGCAGCAGCUGCUUACCUUUUGGGAGUGGGGAGGCAAUUCAACUGAUGUAAUUCUACAGGGAAUGUAUAAGGCUGGAUCUAUACUGCCCCAUAUGCCAAGAUCUAAUCCCAGAUUAUUUUUAUCCCAGAUUAUCUGGCAGUGGAGAUUCAUAUAAUCCAGUUCAAAGCAGAUAAUUUGGGACCAGAUGCUGGGAUAUAGGGCAGAUCCUGAGAUGUAGAUCCAGUCUAAGAGGGUGCAUUCCCAUUUCCUUUCCCCCUCUAAGCCAAGACAAGUCAUUCCUCAGCAUGUGAAUUGCCUCAUUGCUCUUUCCCCAUUUUCAGUGAUAACCCAUGGUGGUGCAGUGGGUUAAACCCUUGUGCCAACUGAAUCGCUGACCUGAAGGCUGAGUUGCUGACCUGAAGGUUGCUGGUUCGAACCUGCGAGACGUUGCAGGGACACGAGUGAAGCCUCCCAGCAACACAUCCGGGCGUUCCUUGGGCAACGUCUCUGUAGACGGCCAAUUCUCACACCAGAAGCAACUAGCAGUAUGUUCUCAAGUUGCUUCCGACAUGAUUAAGAAAAAAAAUGAUAAGCAGCAGCUGCCCAUCUUGGAGUCUGAUCACAGGUGGAGAUGGGGAGAUGGUUGCGGUGCAAAGGGCUAGAACAUAGCUCCUUGUACCCCACCCAGAAAAAAAUAUGUGGGUUUUGGCCAUGAUGCUAUGCAGGUAUUAUCUAUCUGCUUAAUGUAGCACCUUGGUGUAUGCUUUGACACUGUUUCUUUCACUCGUUUAAAUUAGUAUUUUUAAUUUCAUCUGUUCCUUCCUACUAAAUAGGUGAAGGGAGAGGUUGGUGGUCUCCUCCCUUGUCUGUACUUAGUUCUUCAAAACAAAGCUAGCCAUUUGUUAGUGCCUGGCGACUUCCAGGAACGGCCUUAGUCUAGCCUACACCGACUUGGUGCCCUGAAGAUGUUUUGGAUGCCACUUUCCAGUAUCUCAGAACAAUGGGUACCACUUUCUGGAAAAGUUGAACUAGUGUAUCAAUGAUGCCUCAGGGACUGUUUAGCUGAAAGGAAGUGUCUCUCCCAUUGUAUGCCCAUAAUAGUGAGAGAGACAAGUGCAACAGUGUGUCACGAGUGAAAGUUUUUCUAUAUUUUAUGAGUGAUGGAAACUCUUCUAUUAUGUCAUGGGUAGGAGAUCCAGUGGCACCUUGCGGGGUGGUGGUAGAGAUAGUUUGUAAAAUAUAUCUGAAGCCUUUCAAACAGUAGACAAUGUUGCCCUCUGAACAUUAUGAUAGUCUGAUAGGGCUUUAUGUAAAGGGCUUUGUUUACAAGGCUGUAUUGAAGAGCACAGAAGUAAUUUAUAUGAAGUAUUAAAUACUCUAAUGGUGAUGGUGUACAAAAUAUGUUUGAUGCAAUCCUGUGCAUGUCUUCCUGGGAGUAAAUACCAUGGUGUUUUAGUAGUAUUAUUCCUGGGGAGCAUCAUGAAGGAUUGCAGUCUCUGAAGAAGUUUUGAAAACUGACAUUUCUCUGCCUUGACACAAGCACAGAAUUCAGAUUCAAGAAAAAGAUUUAAGAUUUUUUUUAGAAACUAGAAUUGUCUGAAAUCAGGGGUGUGUCCCUUAGAUAUUGCUGGACUGUAACUUCUAGCAAUCCUUUAAAUUGUCUAGGGCUGAUAGGACAUUCAGUUUAGGUGACAUCCCGCUCCUGUCUUCAAUACAUAAAGAACUGAAAUAGAAAGGAACCAUCUCUUAUGGGUUCUUCAGAUACUGAUUAACCAUGGAAAAUGAGUGUUUGUAUAUAUGCCUUUUGAUCUUCUAACAAUACAUUGGUAGUAGGCUUUCAGUCUAAAAAUAAAAGGCAAGCCACAUAUUUUAAAACCUCAAAGGGGUAAUGCCUGCCCCAGGUCUGAUAGCACUAUUAAUAUUUUGGAUAUGCAAUGGGUUGGCUGGUGGAUCCCAUUCCAGUGGGGCAGCAUUCAGGGUUUUAGUCCCAACUUAAAGGCACUAUCUAAAGCCCUGAUCCUGCUUUGGGGGUUAAGGAUCAGCCCCUUAGGUAUCUCCUUGUAAAGUUGGGACUAAAAUCCAGAAUGGAUUGAUCACCCAGUGACAUUGAAGCCACUAGCCACCUCCUGGAUGGAUGUUCAUUUGAAGUGACUAACUCCUAGCCACUUUGCUACAAAAACAGAUAGGGCUUUCAGGCCCAUCCAUUAUCAAAGUUUGUGUUGAUUAAGUAGGCAGCUGAAUACUUGUAUUUCAGCUACAGCAGCAUUUAUUUACUUAUAGUUUCUCAAAAUGCAUUCAGGAUCUGGAGUGCUUUUAAAAAAAUUUGUAAUAAAAUCUUGCAAUACACAUAGGACCUGAAGUCCUAUAGCUGAAUUGGUUAAUGUAUGGUAAUGCUUAGGAGGGUCCUUCCUCCACUCCUGUUACACCUUUUGUAUACUUUCACUGAAUAUGAGCCUCAUUGGAGGAAAAAGACCUUCGCACAAAACAAGGGGAACAUGACAUCUUCCUAAAAAAUAUCCUUUCAGUUCUAAGUACUUGGGGAACCCCUUUCAGUCAUGAUCCCCACUAAGUCAUGGCCCUCAAAUCAGCAAAAAACCCAGGAGAUGGAAAAUACCCAGCGAGAUGUAAUAGAAAAAGGGCAUGGCCAUGUAGAAAACUAUGGAGGGCCCCCAGAAAUGUUAGAUUUGGCCCGAGGGUCUUUAGUUCUCCACCCUUACCUUACAACCUUAUCUAGUUUUGUUCAUACGUGUGCAACAUUAGAAUGGAUGUUAACUGAACAGACUUAAAAUAGAAGGUAUGAACUCAGCCCAAAUGCAGACUUCACAUGAAGUCUAACAUUCUACCAAUCAGUAUUUAAAGCAAGAUAGGGCUGUUUUGUUUUAUCCAUCUAAACUCUUUGAAUAUCUAGCUAUGUAGGGAAGCUAGUUAUGUUAAUGUUGCUCAGGAGACAUCCAUCACAAUGUAACUUUUUUGUGCCUACUACUUGUACCAGAUACUGCAAAUGGUUCAUGCUGGUUGUCUAAUGGUAAAAUUCAUGUUAAUGUGCUUUUCUUGAAUACAAUUGGUCUCUUUUUACUUAUGUGGAAGUAGCAUAUCCCAGUGUUUGGACUAGUUUUUUAAAAUGCUUUAAUUCUGAUACAAAUCUUAGUAGCAGCUUAGACUUAAUAGCAACCGUAAAGUAUAUUGAAAUAAAUGUUAUUAAUAUAUAGAAAGGUGUUGAGUUAAACAAUGCUGUUCAUUAUUAAAACACUUUGCUCAAGCUAUCACUAGGUGAACUUUCAGAGUACACGCACAAAAAGAAUGGGAUUUAAAUCUGUUUAGUGAGAGGAGAUGAGACUGUCAUGGGCAUGUUAAGCUGGCAAUGUUUUAACACCAGAUGUUUUGACUUGGAAAUGAGCUGCAUGUGGCCUGUUCCCCCAAAGUCUUGCUGUCUGAUGGAGAGCCCCUUCUAGGUUUUAUUCGCACAAUUCAGAAAUAUCUGGAAAAAAAACAAUCCUAAGAAUUGGUGCUUGGCCUGAUCUGAUUUUGGCAUUAAGAAUAUUUUAAUCACCUUCUGUUUAUAUGUUGUCUUUCUGUAGUAAUCUAGACUCAAUGCCAGCACAUGUUGAAUGAUUUGGAGACCCAGGCAAGGUUUGUCCUGAAGGGCUAAGAGGUUCCUUUUGCCUCAACCUCACCUAAGAUAUGCCUUUAACAACUUAAUAUUCACCAUCAUAGCCUUCUUUUGAGUGGAUGGGAAGUCUAUAGCUAUUAUUCAAUCUAGCUCCAUGUCUCCACAUCCAGGUUCAGCCGUGUCUAUCAUCUGUUCAAACAGGCAAAAAGUCACCAGUGAGAUCUGGAGUGUUUUAUUUUUUUUGUACAUCAUAUACAGUUUAUAAUAAAGUUAAUAUCAAUUGCA